This is a messenger RNA of Nematocida homosporus, 1002 nucleotides long. RefSeq lists its product as uncharacterized. Gene Ontology annotation, molecular function: protein binding. Lineage: Eukaryota; Fungi; Microsporidia. The transcript has a single exon. The record is from RefSeq and is a predicted model, not a curated record. Bases 1 to 1002 code for a protein of 333 amino acids.
AUGCAGAAUACCCCUCGUGAGAUAGAAGGGAUACUUAAAGAAGAGUAUAAGAAGUACCAAGUACGCACUAGCAUUCAUCAUUGGCAGCUACGAGAUAUGAUUACGACCACAACUAAAUUUGGAGAAGUUGUUUAUGCACAUUCCAAUACAAUCAAUCUUCUUAACACAGAAACCCAGAAGAGUCAUACUUUAGUCAAGAACCUAGUGUUCAAUCCAACUUCAAUUUGCUAUGGCCACGGGAUGGUUGCAAUUGGUGGACAAAGAAGCCAGCUAGUUAUCAAAAACAUUGCCACUGGAGCUGAAAAGCGGAUUUGCACGGGCGGCUCCAUUAACAAUGGCGUGGAAAUUUUCGAUCAUUUUGGUGAUCUACGAGUGUUAGUUUGUAAUAAUGAUGAAACAAUUAAAGAGUAUUCUUUAGGAGCCAUGCGUAAAAGUGCCGUGCUAAUGCACAAAGCACCUGUUAAUAGUUGUGCAGUUAGUCCUGACGGUCGGUUUUUAGCAACCGUUGGAGAUAAUAAUGAUGUUAAUCUUUUUUCGAUAGGCCGAGAUCGCUACAAGUUAAAAACAACCAUGAAAGCCACUAAUGAUGCUUCUUUCAAAGUUUCCUGGAGUCCUUCCUCUACCUAUCUAGCUGCCAGCACUCAGGACGGGUACGUCUGCAUCUAUGACAUUCGCAAUACAGCCAAAAAGAUCUCUACUAUUUCUUCAAUGCAAAGCCCACUAGUUAAAGGUGCAUGCCGCAACGUUAAGUUCUGUCCUAAAAUCUCCAUGGACCUACUAGCCUUUACCGAACACGUCUCUCAUUUCACUUUAGUUGAUACUCGUGAUUUCACCAAAAAGCAAAGCAUUGCCCUUGCCUCCCCAGAAACCGACCGCCAUAUUUCCGGCAUGGCCUUCUCACCCUGUGGUGAGUCCCUCUUCGUCGGCACCGAAAUGCUUAUCUUUGAAUUUGAAAUUGACUCCCUUCGCCGCCGCCUGCACCAAGUAGUCAAUGCCCAUUGA